Messenger RNA from Linum trigynum, 741 nucleotides. NCBI's taxonomy places the organism in Eukaryota, Viridiplantae, Streptophyta, Magnoliopsida, Malpighiales, Linaceae. The record is from the annotation of a GenBank genome assembly.
GUCAACGCGCGGUUGAACCGACGGCUGACCGCGGUCAAAGCGCGGUUUGACCAUUGGUCAAUCGCCCUUUGACCGCGGCCAGCCGUCGGUUCAACCGCGCGUUGACCGCGGUUGACCGUCGGUCAAACCGCGAUUGGACUGCGGUUGCUUUUUUUUUUUUUUUUUACCUUCUUCUCCGGCGACUGUGGAACGAGAUGGGCGGCGACGAUGGGCGACGGCGACUGGUGGGCAAUGGGGACGGAACGCGACGGCGGCGACUGUGGAGCGCGACGGCGACGGCGACGCGAUGGGCGGCGGCGACUGUGGAGCGGGACGGCGACGGGACUGGCGGGCGGGAGUGCACGGCGACGGGAGUGGGCGGCGACGGGAGUGGCGGGCGGCGGCGACUGGCGGUCGAGAUCGGCGGCGGCGACGGGACUGGCGAGAGGAGUCCGGCCGGUGAGGGAGGUCGCGGGUGGUGAGAGCAGUUUUUUUUUUUUUUUUUUUUGACUGUAGUGGUGAGAGGAAUUGGGGGGAAGUAGAAUUUGAAAAUUGGUAAGGGUUUGUUUGUUUAAGUCAAUUAGGAGUUUUUGUUUAAGGGUAUAUAAGUAAUUGUACAUUCAAGUUAGGGUGAUGUUUAGCAAUUCUUAGGGCGACAUUUAGCGAUUCAGAUCUCAAUAGUCAAUACUAAUGUUCGCCCGGUGGUGAGUGUAUAUCAGUUCCAGUUAGUUAUACUCAUGUAAAUAUAUUUAGGAUAGGUUA